Molecule: messenger RNA, 1681 nt
Organism: Mus caroli (Ryukyu mouse)
Lineage: Eukaryota; Metazoa; Chordata; Mammalia; Rodentia; Muridae
Biological process (GO): glycine biosynthetic process; L-threonine catabolic process
Cellular component (GO): cytosol
Molecular function (GO): L-allo-threonine aldolase activity
Source: RefSeq, a predicted model, not a curated record
GCACGGAAGAGACUGUCCUCCGCUCCUGCGGGCGAGAAAGACGGGUGCCACAGCCAUGCUACGCAGCCUGUUCCGGGCCACGGUCCCAGGGCUCAGGGUGCCCUGGGCUCAGUGGUCUAGGAAUUGGGCGGGGGUCCCAGCCCACGUGGUGGACCUACGCAGCGACACGGUGACCCGGCCAGGGCCGGCCAUGAGGCGCGCUAUGGCUGAAGCGGUUGUAGGAGACGAUGAUUACGGCGAAGACCCUACGGUCCACGAACUGCAGGAAAAGGCUGCAGAGAUGCUUGGGGUGGAGAGGACGAUGUUUGUGCCCACCAACACUAUGGCCAACCUCAUCUCUGUGAUGGGUCACUGCCGGCGCCGGGGUUCCCAGGUCCUCCUUGGGCAGGAAUGCCACCUCCACGUCUAUGAGCAGGGCGGGGUGGCACAGAUCGCUGGGGUGCAUUCCCACCCCCUCCCCGACCUGCCCCAUGGCACCUUGGACCUGAAUGAGCUAGAGAGGGCACUCACCCGGGGCUCUGGGAGUUCCUACCAUCCAGUCUGUGAGCUCGUGUGCCUGGAGAACACUCACAGCAGCGCGGGAGGCCGGGUCCUCCCGGUCGACUACCUCCGCCAGGUGUGCCUCCUGGCCCACGCCCACGGAGCAAGGGUCCACAUGGAUGGAGCUCGGUUGAUGAAUGCAGCAGUGGCUCUGCGCAUGCCCCCUGCCCGCCUUGUAGAGCACUGUGACUCUGUAUCCUUCUGUUUCUCUAAGGGCCUAGGUGCACCAGUGGGAGCUCUGGUUGGGGGAUCCAAGGACUUCAUUGGAGAAGCAUGGCGCCUCCGCAAGGCCCUGGGUGGAGGCAUGCGCCAGGCUGGAGUACUGGCUGCGGCUGCCCUGGUGGGACUAGCUGAGGCAGAGGAGGUGCUACCAAGGGACCACGGGAAUGCCCAGAGAUUCGCUAAAGGACUCCAAGACCUGGCGUCACCCAUUUGCUCUGUGGAUCCUGACACCGUGGAGACCAACAUGGUGCUGGUGCAGGUGGCUGGGCUGCCUCCCUCGGAUCUGUGCCAGCGCCUGCAGGCUGUGAGUGCAGAGGAGGUGGCUCAGACUGGCCGUGCCGUGCGCGUGCUGCUGUUUCCCUGGACAGAACAGUCUGUGCGGGCCGUGUGGCACCGAGAUGUGUCUGCUCAGGACACGGAACUGGCGCUGAGGAAGUGGGAGUUUGUGCUGAGACAGUUGCGGCCCUGAGGCCAGGAGAUCCGGGACCCCGUGCUACGAUUGGAGUGGGCAGUGAGAUGCCUGAAGCCGUUAGCCUGGUGAAGGCUCACCCUCUCUGGAGGAUGGUGACAUCACUCCACCUCUGGUUUGCUCCAGUGACGCUCCUGGGAUGGCCUUACGCAGUCAGGAAUAACCAGGCAUAAGGUGGGGAAAGCUGUGACUGAAUAUCCAGAGAAGGAAGCACAUAGAGGAGGCAGGCCCUGGGGUUGGGAGGUGUAGCACGGUUGCCUAGUGUGCAUAAGCCCAGGGCUCCAUCCUCAGCACUGUGGGUUCGAGCCCCAGCAGCUCACAGCUCACAACUGUAACCCUACUAUGCUAGGGGAUUAGAAGCUCAAGGCCACUCUCAGCUACUCAGAGAAUUUGAUGCAAGCCUGGGCUACAUGAGACCCUGUCUUCAAGAAAAUAGAUCCUGGGGGCUGG